AGUCCCUGCCCAUGGCCGAGGUCCCUUUCCUGCGCGCGUGCUCGCCGUCUCUGCUCCUUUGUCGUGGUCGUCGCGCGCCUGCGCGCAGCUCGCGCCCUGCUAGUCCCUGCUGCGGGUUGUCGAGCUCUCUGCGCAUGCGCAACUUGCUCUUUCGUUGUUUGUCGUGCGCACGAAAAUUCUCUGCUCGCAACGGCGUGUCAAGUUUCCGCGUCGAGCUCCUCUCGUGCGUGCCCGUCGUCGUCUCCGAGUUGAUUCUUAGCUGUCGUAGUAUUUUUAGUUAUCCCGGCUGCGUCUAUGGCCGUCAAAUCGUCAGAGUCGUUCAACUCGCCGAUCACAUCUUGGUCGGUCAUCGAUUUUCUAUUUGCCAUGAUACAACACCGUUGUUAAAUCCAGUCUCUAACCCGCCAUGGCGUUCGUCGUCCUCUAGUCCCAGUUCGACCCCACUUCACCAGCUCGCACCCGACUUCAGCUCAAAGUCGUCGUCGUUCCGUGCAUCAGCAAGAAAUCCCAAGAAUCGGGUGAAGACGAAGCUAGCAGCGCCAUAUUCCCCAAGCGCUCGACAAAUUGCCUGGAUCGAAAAAUCGCUACCGAUCUCGCGGAUUCGUGUCAGCUGUGGAAACGGUAAGCUGAUGAAGUGUUUAGAAUAG
Zea mays is the source of this 647-nucleotide messenger RNA. RefSeq lists its product as uncharacterized. The record is from RefSeq and is a predicted model, not a curated record. The coding region runs from base 12 to 647 and encodes 211 amino acids. NCBI's taxonomy places the organism in Eukaryota, Viridiplantae, Streptophyta, Magnoliopsida, Poales, Poaceae. The transcript has a single exon.